Molecule: messenger RNA, 1782 nt
Organism: Pipistrellus nathusii (Nathusius's pipistrelle)
Lineage: Eukaryota; Metazoa; Chordata; Mammalia; Chiroptera; Vespertilionidae
Source: the annotation of a GenBank genome assembly
AUGUUUGGGAAGAAGAAGAAGCGGGUAGAGAUCUCAGCACCAUCCAACUUCGAGCACCGCGUGCACACUGGCUUCGACCAGCAUGAGCAGAAGUUCACGGGGCUGCCCCGCCAGUGGCAGAGCCUGAUCGAGGAGUCAGCUCGUCGGCCCAAGCCCCUCAUCGACCCCGCCUGCAUCACUUCCAUCCAGCAUGAGGCCCCCAAGACCAUCGUGCGGGGCAGCAAAGGUGCCAAGGAUGGGGCCCUCACGCUGCUACUGGAUGAGUUUGAGAACAUGUCAGUGACACGCUCCAAUUCCCUGAGGAGAGACAGCCCGCCUCCACCACCCGCUCGUGCCCGCCAGGAAAAUGGGACGCCCUCGGAGCAGGCCGCCGUACCCAGAGAGGGCCUGGAGAAGGCGGGCCGCCAAAGCCGGGUUGCUGGCCGCCGUGAGGGGAGUGGCAGCAGUGGUGACAAGCGGCGGGUGGGGCCGGAGAAGAAGCCCAAGUCUUCCAGGGAGGGCUCAGGGGGGCCCCAGGAACCCUCCCGGGACAAGCGACCCCUUUCUGGGCCUGACGUCAGCACCCCCCAACCUGCUGGUGUGGCCAGUGGGGCGAAGGUGGCUGCUGGCCGGCCCUUUAACACGUACCCGCGGGCUGAUACGGAUCAUCCAUCCCGGGGCGCCCAGGGGGAGCCUCACAACAUGGCCCCCAAUGGGCCAUCAGUGGGGGCCCUGGCUGUCCCACAGUCCUCCUCCUCCCGGCCUCCGGCCCGAGCUCGGGGCCCCCCCAGCCCUGGAGUGCUGGGCCCCCAUGCCUCCGAGCCCCAGCUGGCCCCUCCAGCCCGAACCCUCACUGCCCCUACGGGCACCCCCGCCUCUGGGCCUCCUGACCCCCGCUCUCCACAGCGGGAACCCCAGCGUGUGUCCCAUGAGCAGUUCCGGGCUGCUCUGCAGCUGGUGGUGGACCCGGGCGACCCCCGCUCCUACCUGGACAACUUCAUCAAGAUCGGCGAGGGCUCCACGGGCGUCGUGUGCAUCGCCACCGUGCGCAGCUCCGGGCGCCUGGUGGCCGUCAAGAAGAUGGACCUGCGCAAGCAGCAGCGGCGGGAGCUGCUCUUCAAUGAGGUGGUGAUCAUGCGCGACUACCAGCACGAGAAUGUGGUGGAGAUGUACAACAGCUACCUGGUGGGCGAUGAGCUCUGGGUGGUGAUGGAGUUCCUGGAGGGCGGUGCCCUCACUGACAUCGUCACCCACACCAGGAUGAACGAGGAGCAGAUUGCCUCAGUGUGCCUCGCCGUGCUGCAGGCCUUGUCUGUGCUCCACGCCCAGGGCGUCAUCCACCGGGACAUCAAGAGUGACUCCAUCCUGCUGACCCACGACGGCAGGGUAAAGCUGUCAGACUUCGGGUUCUGCGCCCAGGUGAGCAAGGAGGUGCCACGGAGGAAGUCAUUGGUUGGCACGCCCUACUGGAUGGCCCCAGAGCUCAUCUCCCGCCUUCCCUACGGGCCAGAGGUGGAUAUCUGGUCGCUGGGGGUGAUGGUGAUUGAGAUGGUGGACGGGGAACCCCCCUACUUCAAUGAGCCACCCCUCAAAGCCAUGAAGAUGAUUCGGGACAACCUGCCACCCCGACUGAAGAACCUGCACAAGGUGUCACCGUCCCUGAAGGGCUUCCUUGACCGCCUGCUGGUGCGUGACCCAGCCCAGCGGGCCACGGCAGCCGAGCUGCUGAAGCACCCGUUCCUGGCCAAAGCGGGCCCGCCCGCCAGCAUCGUGCCCCUCAUGCGCCACAACCGCACCAGAUGA